Corylus avellana is the source of this 777-nucleotide messenger RNA. The record is from RefSeq and is a predicted model, not a curated record. NCBI's taxonomy places the organism in Eukaryota, Viridiplantae, Streptophyta, Magnoliopsida, Fagales, Betulaceae.
AUGACAAGUGUGCUUUGUAUGGUUAGAAAGACAUCCAAAGAUCAUUUUGGGGGGCCAUCGUGUCAAGUUUCUCUUGGAGCCAGUACUGCAUCAGAUCAACUUCUUCUGCUUAUUUCUCUUGAGCUGAGCAACUAUAUACAUCAUAUUUCUUCCAUUGCAUCUUCUUCCUCAGGAAAUGGUUCUACUUCUGCUAAAUCUACUGAUAGUGGUAGAGAUAUUGUUGAAAGCCCCAAUCAGUUCUUGAAAUCUGUCAGAGAUCGAUGCAGAUCUCGUAGCUUUAGGAAUCUUGAUGAUUCCUUAGGCGUGUUUGGUAGAAUGCUUCGCAUGCACCCUUUGCCUUCCCUCGUGAAUUUUAAUCAAUUGCUGGGUGCAAUCGCAAGAAUGAAGCAUCACUCAACUGUUAUUACUUUGAUUAAAGAAAUGGAACAGUCAGGAAUUGCUCCCGAUGCUUGUACUCUAAGGGUUCUGACUAAUUGCUUCUGUCAUUUGAACCGGGUGGAUUUCGGCUUCUCUAUCUUAGCAAGAAUUUUGAAAUUUGGUUUUCAACCGGAUUGUAUAAUUCUAACAACUCUUGUCAAUGGGCUGUGUCUUCAAGGUAAAAUUGUUGAAGCUGUGAAGUUGGUUAACAAAAUGGAGAAAAUAGGCUAUAAACCUAAUACAAUUACCUACGGAACGAUAAUGAAUUGUUUGUGUAAAAUAGGUAAGACUAGUGAAGCUAUUGGGUUGUUUAGAAAGAUGAAAGAAAGAAAUUUUGAUCUUAAUGUAGUGUUUGUAUAG